GCAUCAGUAGUCAGUCAUCAUGGCGUUAGCAGCAGCAGCCAAGCGCUCUGCAGCCUCUGCACUUUUCACAAGAUCAUUGUCAUUACCAGAACUCAAAUCCGCCUACUUUUAUCAUAAAAAGGUGGUGGACCAUUAUGAAAACCCUAGAAAUGUUGGUUCCCUGGACAAGAAUGCCAAGAAUGUGGGCACUGGUUUGGUGGGUGCUCCUGCAUGUGGGGAUGUAAUGAAACUACAGGUUCAGGUGGAUGAGAAUGGAAAGAUAACAGAUGCCAGAUUCAAAACAUUUGGCUGUGGCUCAGCCAUUGCUUCCAGCUCACUGGCCACUGAGUGGAUGAAGGGGAAAUCGAUUGAUGAAGCCCUGAAAAUCAAAAACACUGAGAUUGCCAAAGAACUUUGUCUACCACCAGUCAAACUACAUUGUUCCAUGCUUGCAGAAGAUGCAAUUAAGGCUGCAUUAGCAGACUACAGGCUCAAACAGAAGGACAACAAGGAGACGUUGGCAGAGGCUCGAAAUUAAUGUCCUAAUUCACCAAUGAAUCACUGUUACCCACUCUUGUCGUAACUCAAAAAUGGUGUCGUUUAAUUUCCUGACUGAGGUUGCAAUGAACAUAAUAGCCAGUGUAAUCUAUCAUUACUACUAUAUGUGUUCUGCCUUAGCAUUUAUGGUUUGAAGUGGUUUGCAUUGACAGACUUUGGGGAUCUUUGGAUUAAAGUUUGUUUUCUGUAUCUUUCUGAAUCACGCACAUUCGCUAUAAACUUUAUUUCCAGAAGAUACUCAAGAUACGUCCCUCAUACUCAAAUAUUAUAUGUAUACUACUAAAAUGCUUGUAAAUGUAUUCUCAUACACUUUAUAAAAAGGAUAGUAUGGAUUUUGAAAAAAAAUCUUAUUAGCAUUAGAAUUAGCAAGAGGGUCAGUUUAGUUUUGGCAGUGAUUUAUAAGCAAAAAAAAGUGACACCAAAAACCAAAAGAUAUCUGGGCUUUGAUGCUGUAUUAUUUCUUGUAAAAACUUAAUAAAGUUCUAGAUGUUAAUGUUGCA
Pimephales promelas (fathead minnow) is the source of this 1037-nucleotide messenger RNA. It is a transcript of the gene iscua, whose product is annotated as iron-sulfur cluster assembly enzyme a. The record is from RefSeq and is a predicted model, not a curated record. Lineage: Eukaryota; Metazoa; Chordata; Actinopteri; Cypriniformes; Leuciscidae. Gene Ontology annotation, molecular function: iron-sulfur cluster binding; iron ion binding. Gene Ontology annotation, biological process: iron-sulfur cluster assembly.